Molecule: messenger RNA, 1572 nt
Organism: Petromyzon marinus (sea lamprey)
Lineage: Eukaryota; Metazoa; Chordata; Hyperoartia; Petromyzontiformes; Petromyzontidae
Source: RefSeq, a predicted model, not a curated record
UGUUGCUGCUCGUUCAGCGAUAAUCGAGGCGUGAGGACCACGCACACGUGUGGCGGCGGUGGCGACGGCGGUGAUGCCUUGAAGGUGUCAAGUGUCUCCCUCGCUGCUAUUCUUGGAAGUGGCCCGCGAUGGGCCCAUGUUGAGUCGGGCAGCUGCUAUAAGGGCGCCUGGCUCCUCAUCCAGCGGCUCUUCCAUCGGGUGCUUCAAGUCGGCGAGAUCAGCCACCCCCCCCGUCCGUUCUCUCCUCUCUUUCUCUCACACACAAGACAGGAACCCACUCCUCAAGCCACGAUGGGGGACGAAGCGAAGCCGAAGGUUUCGGUGUCGAGGAAGAACCACCUCAAGAGCGCGAUGCUGACGUUCGCGCGGGAGCUCCUGGAGAAGGAGAAGAUUGAGCGCGCGCAGGAGAAGGUCAACUACCUUCAGGAGCGCGUGGCGCCUCUGCAGCUCUCCGGCUUGUCCAGCCAGGACCUCAUGGACCUGUGCAAGAAGCUCCACCAGCAGGUGGAUGUGACGGAUGAGGAGAGGUACGACUGCGAGAUGAAGGUCGGCAAACACAACCUGGAGAUCGAGAACCUGAACAUGAAGAUCGGAGACCUGAGGGGCAAGUUCAAGCGCCCUCCCCUGCGCCGCGUGCGCAUGUCCGCCGACGCCAUGUUGCGGGCCCUGCUGGGCUCCAAGCACAAAGUGUCCAUGGACCUCCGGGCCAACCUCAAGUCCGUCAAGAAGGAGGAGAAGGAGAAGGAGGUGGACAAGGAGGUGGGCGAUUGGCGCAAGAACAUCGAGGCCAUGUCCGGUAUGGAGGGCAGGAAAAAGAUGUUCGACGCCGGCACUCAGUAAGGGGACGCAGCCGCGGGCCUCUGCGGCGACGGAAGCUGCGGCGCUCCAACCCCCCCCCUCAUCAAUCCGGCCGCGUCCGUAGCUGCACGCACCUCGCCUCUGUCCUGUAACGAGCCUGCCCCCGCACACCCGUGCCACCUGUCCCACAGUCAUACCACGUGCCCCCGCAUACCCGUGCCACCUGUCCCACAGUCGUACCACGUGACCCACACAUCCGUGCCACCUGUCCCACAGUCGUACCACGUGACCCACACCCGUGCCACCUGUCCCACAGUCGUACCACGUGACCCACACCCGUGCCACCUGUCCCACAGUCGUACCACGUGACCCACACCUGUGCCACCUGUCCCACAGUCGUACCACGUGACCCACACCCGUGCCACCUGUCCCACAGUCGUACCACGUGACCCACACAUCCGUGCCACCUGCUCCGCAGCCGUGCCACCUGUCCCACACCCGUGCCACCUGCACCACACCCGUGCCACCUGCCCGCACCUGUACGCGCCCUUCCUUCCGCUGCUUCCCGUACUAACCUUCCCGUACCCUGUGUAACACGCGCCCUCGCCUGUUAGCGGAAGGCCAAAAGCGUCCACGGGAGUUUAAUGAAUGCGCGCGCGAGCUCCAGCCUACAGCUUGUACCCCCCCCCCCCCCUCGCCCGCCCUCCCCCCCCCCCCCCGAAUUGAAAUAAAGACACCGCACGUGCUGUGUGCCGCUGGUUGACCAUGGACGGA